GGUGACGUUUUUGUGCGUCAUGACGUAGUUCCUUACGUACGCUCACAUCACAUAACCCCAUGCGUGAGCUACCCUGAUCGUUGACAUUGGAACAGAACGUGGUUAAAAGUACUACAGCGGGAUGGGGGCCUUGACUUCAACACCUGCAGCUUCUACAGUUCAAGCAGAGGCAAUGAUUGCCACCCCUCCUCAAGGCUGUCCUAUGCACAAAGAAAAUCAGCCUGUUAAAGUUGUAUCUCCCCCAUCAGAGUGUCCCAUGCAUAAACCUCAGCCAGUUGCAGCGUCUCCACCUCCGGAGUGUCCAAUGCACAAAGCUGAAGCCGGCCCAGAUCACCAGGCUCGGGCCUAUGAAUUUGUGGAGUGUCCCAUGAAAGCUGCAGCAGGCUCGAAUAAUGACAUCGACCCUACAAAUAUGAUGCCUCCUCCUAACCAAACACCUGCUCCAGACCAACCCUUCGAGUUAUCCCUCAACAGAGAAGAAUCUAAAAUUCCUCGCCAUGGCAGCGAAAAGCACUGGGUGUACCCAUCUGAACAGAUGUUCUGGAAUGCCAUGCUGAGGAAGGGGUGGCGCUGGCGUGAAGAUGACCUUGCUGCUGCCGACAUGGGCAACAUCAUCAAAAUCCACAACAAGAACAAUGAACAAGCCUGGCAUGAGAUCCUGAAGUGGGAGGCCCUGCAUGCAAGUGAAUGUCCAUGUGGUCCAUCCUUGAAGAGGUUUGGAGGGAAAGCCAAAGAGUACUCGCCAAGGGCUCGUUUCCGUCAUUGGAUGGGCUACGAGCUGCCCUUUGACCGUCACGACUGGAUCAUUGACCGCUGUGGAAAGGAGGUCCGCUACGUCAUCGACUAUUAUGAUGGAGAAAUCGACAAAGAAACGUACCAGUUCUCCAUCCUGGACGUACGCCCGGCUUUUGACUCUUUAGGUGCCGUAUGGGAUCGCAUGAAAGUGGCCUGGUGGCGAUGGACCUCCUGAAGAACUCUUUCAUGAACUUCAAGGUGCUCAUUUUAGCUCUUUGCAAUUUUUGUGUUGCUGUGUAAAGACAAAUCAGCUUUUGGCGACCUAAUCACGGUUUGUAAGAAAUUAGUCUUCCGCUAAUUGUAUGACUAAGACUUGCUUUGAAGUUCACUGUUAUUUUUUUUUUUAACAGGAUAAGUUAUUACUGCUCAAGUUUUUAUUUGUACAAAUUACCUUGAAAUAUCACAAAAACUGCAUUGUACCAUGUGUUAUGUAAUAACUAAAACAUAGUAGUUAAUUGUUAAAGUAAUUCUCAUGUAAACGUUUGGAGACCACUGCUUUCCAUAUUAUAUCAAUAUACUGUAUUACUGUAACUAAUAAAUUUCCAUCAACCUA
This is a messenger RNA of Syngnathus acus (greater pipefish), 1348 nucleotides long. RefSeq names its product cytochrome c-type heme lyase. The coding region runs from base 122 to 970 and encodes 282 amino acids. Gene Ontology annotation, cellular component: mitochondrion. The record is from RefSeq and is a predicted model, not a curated record. Lineage: Eukaryota; Metazoa; Chordata; Actinopteri; Syngnathiformes; Syngnathidae. Gene Ontology annotation, biological process: cytochrome c-heme linkage. Gene Ontology annotation, molecular function: holocytochrome-c synthase activity. The transcript is spliced from 8 exons.